Dreissena polymorpha is the source of this 2446-nucleotide messenger RNA. RefSeq names its product IgGFc-binding protein-like. The record is from RefSeq and is a predicted model, not a curated record. NCBI's taxonomy places the organism in Eukaryota, Metazoa, Mollusca, Bivalvia, Myida, Dreissenidae. The transcript has 10 exons. Bases 188 to 2356 code for a protein of 722 amino acids.
AUCGUCCAACUGGCGGUUUAAGUCUGAGAAGAUGCGCAAACACAAUUUCGUGAUUUUGUUUGUCCGUCGAAGCUAGGUGACUUGGGAGAAUUUUGACACUUCCGUUAACAAAACUUACGAAUACAUUUAUAAUAAACCUUGCUACUUAGACACAUGAAAAGUGUCUUAAUACCAAACAUUGACUCACAUGUGUGGCUGUAACAGACGAUCUAUGUUUGGGAAGCUUCUUAUUCAGCAAAAAUCUAGCUGGCAAUGGACAUAUGACUCCGACAAAACGACAAAUAUGGCAUACAUGUCACUUGGUCUGACGACUGUGCUUGUGAUUAUUCCAGCUCACUUUGCAUAUUUGUUUGGUCGCCAGUUCAUUUUCGGAAUCCCAGAGACAUAUAGCUCGCCCGACUAUAUCAGGAUGUACAUUGCAAGCAAGUAUGUUUCCAAAGUAUAUAUGACUGCUCCCGGAAUCGGGUUCAACCAAAAUAUAACAACACCUGCACAAACGUCCACUACAGUAAUUAUUCCAGGCCAUGUUGUAGCCACUUCAACUGAUUAUUCCAACAAAGUCGUUUAUGUUGAAGCGGACCAACCCGUAUCAGUACAUGUCAUGGUUAGGAAUGAGCACACCUCAGAUGGCUUCCUACUUUUACCCAUUUCUGAUGACGCCAUCGAUUUCUUUGUUGCAUCAUACGAACCCAGAGAACGGACUAGCCAGUUUAUUAUCGCUGCUCUUGAAGACAACACUCGGAUUGAAGUUCAACUGAAAACAUCUGCUGGAGCUAUACCAAUUGGUGGAGGAAGUUACAGCACUGGGCAGAAAGUCUCAUUUGCACUUGGAAAAUUGCAAACGUACUUGGUGCAACAUGAAUAUGACUUGACAGGAACGCACAUAACUAGUUCAAAACCUAUUUCGGUUGUAUCAGGUAAUAAAUGUGCGAAUGUUCCACAUGAUGUAACAGCAUGCGAUUACUUAGCUGAGCAGUUGCUUCCAGUUCGUUUUUGGCAAAAAGAAUAUUUGUGUGCGAAACUCAAAACUAGAAGAAACAACAGAUUGCGCGUGCUUUCUUCAAAAAAUGAUACCUCAGUUCACAUAGGAACAACACGCGUUACACUCAAUGAAGGAGAGUGCUAUGAAUAUGUCAGCUCAAGUGACGCUGUUACAUCAGUGAUAUCAAAUCAUCCGGUCUUAGUACUUCAAUUUUCCGAAGGAACAUCUGCGGAUUCAGUGAUAGGAGAUCCCAGCAUGAUAACAGUUCCCGCUACAGAAUAUCAAGAAACUGAAUAUUUCUACGAAACUCCAACGUCCCUGUCUUACCACCAUGCCUCGAUAACUAUCAAGACAGACCAGGCAACCGGACUACGAAUUGACGGUGCUUCAAUUGACCGUUCAGAUGAACUGAGAACAACAUUAAACAAUAUUGAGUUCAGUAUCAUACGAUUGACUGUCACUGCUGGGAAGCACCAUAUUUACCACAUUGACCCGGGCGUCAGUUUUGGUGUGAUCGUUUAUGGGUUUGAUACAGCCGAAUCAUACGGUUUUCCACUGGGACUCAGUACAAAUGCUUUAUCGCUAAAGGAAAUAAUCGGUUCCUCGUGCUCACCAACCGCCUGGCAUCUUGACAUAGACAUGGAAAAGCUAAGAUACAGAGAUCCAGGUUCUGUUGCUACGGACAUAUAUUUUGGAGAAAACUCUUGCACGGGACAAUAUAUUGGCAACCACUUAAUCUUUGACUAUGACAUAGAAAGCUGUUUGACCACCACUAAGUCAAACAACACCGAGAUUGUCCACACUAACCAACUUGUUUACGCCUACCAUGAUCCUAAGUACACUUUCAUCAUACGAAACAUCAACUGGACGCUUGACGUCAACUGUCACAUUCAAAGGAACCAAUCGGUUCUUAGUCACGUGACCUACAACCAUUCAACAGACGGUGAUCAAGGAUCACUGAAUUCGACCACGUCGUAUGCGAUUCAGACGCAGUUUUUUAUCGAUCCAAACUUCCAACAGGGCAUUUCUGGAAAUCCACUUGACGUUACCACAGGUGCAAAUGUUUUCGUCAAGACCUUUGUGCUGAACGUUGAUUGGACAGUUAAAAUGAGGCUGCAUUCGUGCUACACAGAGCCGACCUUGAACGGCCAUGGUGCCCGGUACUACCUCAUUAAUAACGGUUGCGAAAUGGACGCUAACACCCACUUCCUGUCUCAGACGGACCAUGAGACGCGGUUUGUGUUCCAAGCGUUCCAGAUGAGCGGAUCAGACCACCGCCUGUACAUCAAAUGUGACGCCACGCUAUGUGACACUUCAGACAUGACGUCUUCCCAGCAGUGUGAUCAGAGGCCUCACUGCACGAAGAAAAAAUAAUCUUAAAGAACUGUCUUUCUUAAACAUUUAAAAUUGUAUAUAUAUACGUGUAAUUACAAUUUGCCGUGGUUAAAAUGAUUAACACCAAAA